Penicillium roqueforti is the source of this 3270-nucleotide messenger RNA. RefSeq lists its product as uncharacterized. The record is from RefSeq and is a predicted model, not a curated record. Gene Ontology annotation, biological process: regulation of GTPase activity; signal transduction. The transcript is spliced from 6 exons. NCBI's taxonomy places the organism in Eukaryota, Fungi, Ascomycota, Eurotiomycetes, Eurotiales, Aspergillaceae. Gene Ontology annotation, cellular component: cytoplasm. The coding region runs from base 1 to 3270 and encodes 1089 amino acids.
AUGGAGAACCAGGGCGCUUAUCCGGAGUCUAUGGAGCAGGACGAGUCCUACCCAUGCAAGGGCUGUGGAGAGACCCUUGAAGAAGGAAAAGCAUUUGAGCUUGCUGGAAAUCGAUGGCACAUCGACUGUUUCCGAUGCAGUACAUGCAACACUCUACUGGAUUCGGAUGCGCACCUCCUCCUUUUGGGCGACGGAUCACUUAUAUGCAGUAACUGCACAUACAGUUGUAGCUCCUGCAACAACAAGAUUGAGGAUUUGGCCAUCUUAACAGGAGACCAGGCUUUCUGUGCUCAAUGCUUCCGAUGCCGAAAUUGCAAGCGAAAAAUUGAGAACUUGCGCUAUGCGCGUACUUCGCAGGGUAUUUUCUGCAUGGAAUGUCACGAAUCGCUAAUGGCACGGAGGAGAAAACGGAAAGCCGGCGGCAGUAGUGGGAAAAAACCAGCAGCACCUAAUGUGAAGCUGGACAAAUCCUUGCCCUCGUUGCCUCCCCACCUCCUUGAAGAAUCGCAAAUAAACGAUGAGGAGAACAGCGAAUAUACAGGCACGCCUGACCCUAGUAAAAUGGCGGAAACGCCCGAUCUAAAUGAUGAAGGACCCGGAAGCUCAAUUUCAAAUCAGCAGGCUGAUUCAGGGCUGGAACCCUUCUCGCGCGGUGUCUUGUCGCCCGGUCAUGAGCUCUUACUUACCAUUCACACAGAUAAUAUUCUUCUUCCCUCCAGCACAUACCGCAGCAACCGUCAAUCAAUUUCACACAACACCGAUGCAGAUGCAGAUGGCGGUGAACUGUUAAUUCCUCUUGCCUUUGAUCCUUCAGCUGAGGGUAAUUCCUCCCGUGGUCACUCACAGACACGGCAGGAGCCUCCGGGCGACUACUUUAAUCAAGCGUCCCACGACGGCCGUGAAUAUCGACAAGAACCUCCUUCUCGAACAUCUUCCGAUAAUCAUUCUCCCCAUAUUGCCUAUCAGGAGAAAGGUUGGGAAGAAAACAACUCAACUUCACCCGAUAAAGCACCAUUAUCAAGCUCCGAUUCAUCCAAGCCUGCAAAGGGUCGCCACACUCGUAGCUCAUCCGACAUACCAAUCAGCUUCAGAGAGACUAGCAACCUUCCUGGGCCUACUAGCCCCGACAGCACCAGAUCAAAAGAAUUCUCCGGUGACACAAAGCGACACAUUCCAAUGGAUGACUUCACUUCGGCUGGAGCUCGUUCCUCGAAUGAGCUUCAUCGUCACGACCACGGUUCAAUGGACUUGCCGCGCUCUCAACCCUCCGGCUUGCCAUAUCUGCCAAAGCGCGGCGAUUCACUCGAAAGCAAGCUUCACCAAAUUCCGAGAAAAGAGGUCGGAUCGUCACCUGCAUCCUCGCAGUACGGGGACUUGCCUAUGCUCCGUAGCGAUACUUUCGAACAGCCCAUUCAGCAUACUGCCUUGAACACCUCACCGCAUGAAUCGCACCAUUACGAUGGCGCCGGCACAUCGCCCGUGCUACGGUAUGGAGCUGACUUGCCUAUGGACGAGGGAUUAUCGCGCAUCAUCGGUGGCGAUGACACCGUUGGGCAAAACAACGAGUCGUUUCUGCGGCGCGUCUCAAACUCUGUCCGCCAUGGUCGAAGCUACAGUGAGAAGAGUGUGCGGAUCAGCAAAGAUCUCAAGAAUCCUCGAUCACCUACCACUCGAAGCAUCGCCGGAACAGAUGUUGGCAGCCCCAUCACUGGAUCACAGAGUGAAGAGAUCUCUUGGCUUCGCAACGAACUGCGCAAAGAACGUCUGCGAGUUGCAGAACUCGAGUCAGCCGCUCGUACCGCCGCAGAUGUCAAGCAGGUUAACACCGAGCUUUCUGAAAAGCGAUCUACCAUGGUUGUCCUUGACGCUCAGCGCGAGAUUGUUCUACGUGAGCUCACAGUCCUCACUGAUCAUAUGGAGGCUGAGAAACGUGGUGGCCCCAGUGGGCCAUUGGACCUCGGCAAACUCUCCAACCAUGUGCUGCGCGAGCUGGCUGAGUCCAUUCAAAAGCUGAAAGACUCGUUUGCCCCACAAAUUGAAGACCUCAUGCAGAAGCGCAAUGACCUGUCGGAGGAAGUGGAAGCCAUGAACAUUCGACGGGAGAAGAGCUUCCAGGAAUUCGAGCAAUUGUCUUCGAAGAAUGCACAGCUAGCUGAGUUGAACAAUCAGUUGGUUCACCAGAUUCAAGAACUCUACAAAGCCACGGACGGUCAACCGCGACCCAACGGCCUCGGCAUAUCGCACAACAAGCAGAGAUCCACAACCUCCAUUGAGGUCAUGAAACCUCCCUUCAACGACUAUCACGGAUCUACUCACAUUUCGGAAGAGUCCGAGUCUGCUACAGCCACUGUCGUGCCAGGCCCCCAGGUUGUCAGCAUUCGCAAGGGCCAGCCUCGCAAAUUCAACUGGAAAAAGGGCGGACAGAACGUUGCCAAAGGUGUCAAGGGUCUUAAGGGAGCCUUCAUGUCCAGCGAAGGAGGACAGGGACAAGAGGGUGGCGGUGGUAUACCGCGUUCCCAGACUCAGGACCCGAGUCGCCAAGGCUUUGGGUUCUUUGGAAACCAGAGAGGCAAGCAGGGAGGAAAGAUGUCGCAAGCUGACAGCGUGCCUGUGUUGAUUGAAGCUGCCCCCGAUGCUCUUUUCGGUACCGAACUCGAGGCUCGCCAGGAAUACGAAAAAGGCAUGAUUCCAGCCAUCGUCACGCGGUGUAUCCAGGAGGUUGAACUGCGAGGCAUGGACAUGGAAGGAAUUUAUCGCAAGUCCGGUGCCGCUUCCGUCAUCCAAACCAUCCGCGAAGGCUUUGAACGCUCUCCAUUUGAUUACGAUAUCUCGGAUCCCGACCUCGAUAUCCAUGCUGUUACAUCCACUUUGAAACAGUAUUUCCGAAAGCUUCCUAACCCCUUGAUCACUUACGAAGUUUAUGAACUUGUGAUCGAUUCCGCCGAGGUUAACCCUGUGUCCGCGCGAAUUGAACUCAUGCAGAAGAGUCUCCUCGAGCUGCCUCGCGUGCACCGCGACGUCCUGGAGUUCCUCAUCUUCCAUCUCAAACGCGUUGUCGAUCGCCACGAAGAGAAUCUGAUGACCAGUCAGAAUGUUGCAGUGGUCUUUGCGCCGACAAUCAUGCGACCUGAAAGUCUCGCUCGUGAGAUGACUGACGUCCAGAAGAAGAAUGACGUUCUCAAGUUCCUGGUGGAGAACUGCCAGAAAGUUUUCCAGGGUAUGCAGAAGGGCCAGGGUACGCAGCAGGGUCAGGGUAUGCAGCAGGGCUAG